CCCCGGGCUCGCGCUCUUCCGCCUUAGGCAGCCGCUGGGCGGGAGGGACUAAUCCCCCGAGCCCCCACCCGGGGGGACUGGGGGCCGAGACCGGCCAGGGUAAGGGGAGGCCUCAGCUCCUUCCGCCCGCGCCCCGGCUGCAGGCGCCCGCUCGGGGUCGCGGGGCAGGGGAGAGAGCGGCCGGUCGGGUACUCCCCGAGAGGUGAGAGCGGCCGAGUUGGGCCACGAGGGGGCGCUGCGAAGCUGGGGGACACCCCUCCCUGCCUGCCUCAGUCCCCCGCCCCCUCCCCGCCCGCGCGCAAAACACACUCGCCCCAGAGGCAGCGCGGCGGAGCCGGAGCCGCGGCCGGAGCGGAGCCGGAGAACGGCGGUGGUGGCGGCGGCACCAUGACCCUGGGCAGCUGCUGCUGCGAGAUCAUGUCCUCCGAGAGCUCCCCGGCCGCGCUGUCCGAGGCCGACGCAGACAUAGACGUGGUGGGCGGCGGCAGCAGCGGUGGGGGGGAGCUCCCUGCCCGCUCCGGGCCCCGCGCCCCCCGGGACGUGCUCCCCCAUGGCCCCGAGCCUCCCCCGGAGGAAGCCGAGGCGGACGCAGCUGAGGACGAGGAGUCGGGCGGCUGCUCGGACGGCGAGCCCCGCGCUCUAGGGCCCCGGGGGGCGGCGGCUGCAGCGGGCCCGCUGGUGAAGCCGCCCUACUCGUACAUCGCGCUCAUCACCAUGGCCAUCCUGCAGAGCCCCAAGAAGCGCCUGACGCUGAGCGAGAUCUGCGAGUUCAUCAGCGGCCGCUUCCCCUACUACCGGGAGAAGUUCCCCGCCUGGCAGAACAGCAUCCGCCACAACCUCUCGCUCAACGACUGCUUCGUCAAGAUUCCCCGCGAGCCGGGCAACCCGGGCAAGGGCAACUAUUGGACGCUGGACCCGGAGUCGGCCGACAUGUUCGACAACGGCAGCUUCCUGCGGCGGCGAAAGCGCUUCAAGCGGCAGCCGCUACCGCCGCCGCAUCCACAUACGCACCCUCACCCGGAGCUGCUGUUGCGUGGCGGGGCUGCAGCGGCGGGGGACCCCGGCGCCUUUCUGCCGGGCUUCGCCGCUUACGGAGCCUACGGCUAUGGCUACGGGUUGGCGCUCCCGGCCUACGGCGCACCCCCACCGGGCCCGGCCCCGCAUCCGCAUCCACACCCGCACGCCUUCGCUUUCGCCGCCGCCGCCGCUCCUUGCCAGCUGUCUGUACCCCCAGGCCGUGCCGCUGCGCCUCCACCCGGACCUCCGACGGCCUCGGUGUUCGCAGGCGCAGCCUCGGCUCCGGCCCCUGCGCCUGCCCCCGGUGCAGGGUCGGGCCCGGGCCCCGCAGGCCUGCCCGCUUUUCUGGGCGCGGAGCUGGGCUGCGCCAAAGCCUUCUACCCCGCGUCCCUGAGCCCUCCCGCAGCCGGCACCGCGGCUGGUGUGUCCACCGCACUCCUGCGCCAGGGCCUCAAGACGGACGCGGGCGGUGGUGCGGGCGGCGGGGGCGCUGGGGCCGGGCAGAGGCCUUCCUUCUCUAUAGACCACAUCAUGGGCCACGGUGGCGGCGGGGCCGCACCCCCGGGCGGAGGCGAGGGCUCCCCGGGAUCGCCGUUCGCGGCGGCGGCGGGUCCUGGAGGUCAAGCCCAGGUCUUGGCCAUGCUGACUGCCCCGGCCCUGGCUCCAGUGGCCGGCCACAUCCGCCUCUCCCACCCCGGGGACGCGCUCCUGUCCUCAGGGCCCCCGUUUGCCGGCAAAGUCGCCGGCCUUAGUGGCUGCCACUUCUGACCGCGUCGGCUAAGGGCCGGUUAGGCCCGCACUCCUCAGCCUCUCCCGGGAGCUCCUGCGGUCCCAGCGGAACUCAGGGAGUCUAUUUAUGAAGAGUCUCCAGACCUUGGGCCGGCGCGCGUGACUUGGCACUUCAGGCUUCACGCUCAGAAUCUCGCCGAUAGUUGGGACGAAGCGGGCUCCCUAGCUCAGGGAGAGGCCCGGGUCUACGCGAGGAGGUCGCAAGCCAUGAUCCCAUUCCAAUUGGAGCAGUAAAAGAGGGAGGGGGGAGUCUU
Molecule: messenger RNA, 2060 nt
Organism: Ceratotherium simum simum (southern white rhinoceros)
Lineage: Eukaryota; Metazoa; Chordata; Mammalia; Perissodactyla; Rhinocerotidae
Source: RefSeq, a predicted model, not a curated record